AAGCUUUUCCUGCAGCCCUCGCACGCCGUCGAGCAGCCCAACAGCCAUUUCUGCGACACACUUGCGCCGGCCGGGGGCUGCCCGCGCGGCCAGGCAUGGACGACGCCGACGACAAGGAGCGCGAGGCCCUGCUCCUGCGGAGCAAGACCAGCCCACGGUUCCACUACGACGACUGGCGGCGCUGGCUCGCAACAAGGUACAGGCAGCCCCUCGACCCGCACAAGAUCGAGGACUUUUGGUGGAGAAGCGACGACAAAAUUGUUGAUGACGCGUGGCUCGCCGAUCUAUUUGCUGUGCCCAAUUGGAGCCUGUUAUCGCACUACGUGAACAUUGGCAUCUCGUUGAUGAUGGGGGCCACACCGGUAACUUAUUACUUAGUUGAAACAUUACGAGCAUCGCCGGCGACGGUCAAUACUUAUGCUGCUUUGACAUAUCUCCCAUGGUGCCUCAAGUUCUUUUAUGGAUUGCAGACCGAUUUAGUACCUUUGUUAGGGGUCCAUAGACGUUCAUACUACCUUUUAGGAUGGCUGAUUUAUGUCAUAUGCAAUCUUUGGUUGGCAAUACUCGGAACGCCCGACUCCACGGCAAUAUUACUUCUGUCUUUUGGCUACACGGCGGGCUUCAUGCUCGCGGACGUCGUGGCGGACGCCCUCAUCCUAGAAUGCUCGCAGGUCGGCGAAGAUGCCAACAAUAAGGGCCGGAUGCGGACGCACGCGUACUACGUCCGCGCCGUGGGCAUGGCGCUGGGAGCCUUAGCUGGAAGUUGCCUCUUCAACGGCCCGACUUGUGCAGAUUCAGGAUGCUGGGCCUGGGGGUUAGAAUUAGCAUCCUUGUUCUGGAUCCAGUCGGCAUUAAUACUGGUGACGGUACUGCCUCUACUAUUGACGAUGUACGAGCUACCCAUAAGAACUACCGGAGUAGCAGGAGAUAUACGAACGUUAUGGGAGGAGACCUUUGAGUUCCUGCGGCACGACGGCGUCUGGAUUCCAUUGAUGUUUUUAUUUUUUUACAACUUCUGUUUCAUCGCGAACCCGGCCUGGAACAAUUUCCUGUUUCUCGGGUUGAACUUCACGAAUUUUGGCUACGGCAUGCUCGCGUUUGCGGGAGCACUAUUAAGUGUGGCGGGUCUCUGGGCCUACGAGAAGUUCUUCUUCCGAAGUUCGUGGAGGCAGUUGUAUCUCUGGGUGACCUUUGUGGUGGUCGUCUUCUCCUUUUUGCAAGUGUUACUGGUGCUGAAGAAGACGGGUAUUUUUUCCCCCUACGCCUUCGCCAUGGGCGACACGGUCGUCGUGGCCUUUGUACAAAAUGUCGCGUUCAUGCCGAUGUGCAUUAUGUUCUUCCCCAUGAUCCCGGCUGGCGCGGAAGGUACCGUCUACGCGUUGCUGUCGACGUGGCAGAACGUCGCGACGGAGGCCGGCUAUCAGCUGGGCACGUACUUGACGUGUGUGACGGACGUGUCUGAUUCCGCUAUAGAAGAGGGCAAGUGGGCCGGGGUCCUCAAGCUGACGAUCAUCUGUUCCGCGGUACAAAUCCUGCCCAUCUUUUUUAUAUAUGCGCGGACGCCGGGCGGCAUUUGUCUGCUGCCCGAUAGUGUGGACGCGACGAAGGCGCAGUGCGAUGACCGAAAGUCGUCGCUCGGUCCGUGGCUCUUCUACGUCCUCUUCUUCGGCGCGAUCGCGUUCAGUUUGGGGCAGUCGCUGUGGUUGGCCGUGAAUCCUGAUGGGUUGUGUCCGGGGGGGGACGACGAUGGGGCGUACUAAUUACUAGUAGCAU
Pelagomonas calceolata is the source of this 1773-nucleotide messenger RNA. Lineage: Eukaryota; Pelagophyceae; Pelagomonadales; Pelagomonadaceae. The record is from the annotation of a GenBank genome assembly.